AUGCUGUGGUCGGGAUCAGACGGAGGGGCCUGCGGGGCCCGGAACGGCGCCGGCAGCGCUUGGAUCCGCGCUUCUCUGCCUGGCCCCGCCGGACGCCGCCGCGGCCUCGUCCCAGGCGCCUCCUUCUCAGCCCUCCCGCCGCGCCCCGCACUGCCCGCCCCGCAACCCCUGCCCUGCCCCGGGGGGGCUCUUUCAACGCCUCUGUGCUUCCUGGCGUCUUUGAGCUUGGAGUCACCGUCGAAGCGUCACAUGGGAAAGCAGGAGUGCGGACAGGCACUGCCGUCUCCGGGUUUGGUUUGCUUCUUCCCCUCCUGCCAGCUCCUUUCCGGCGCUCAAAUCAUGUAUUCUUCCAAAUUUAACAUUAAUGGCUUCACAGUGCCUUUCAGCUUUCGCGCCAACAUGCAGCGGUCAACUGAAAACAGCCCUGCUUCCGAUCAGGAAAAGAGCUGGGUCAUUUCUUCACGCGGAGCCGGGGGCUUCCGUGGGAAUCCGUGCCCUCGCGUGGGCUCUGCUGACUCCUCACCUGCCCUCGUGACGGCUGGCCGUGUCCUCACGGGCGCUGUCAAGACUCGAAGCCCUGACUUCAGUCCACUCCUGCCUGCCUGA
Messenger RNA from Rangifer tarandus platyrhynchus (Svalbard reindeer), 606 nucleotides. Lineage: Eukaryota; Metazoa; Chordata; Mammalia; Artiodactyla; Cervidae. The record is from the annotation of a GenBank genome assembly.